AGUCGAUGUUUCAUCGAUGUCAGUAUUAAUCAAACUCACGUGUAAAAUAGAGAAAAAAUUUCAAACGGCCAUUGUACUUGCAAUUAUUAGUGAAAAAAGUGUAAAUAUUAAGUAUAAUAUGACUAAUUCACAUGACAUAGAAGAAUAUUAUAAAGUUGCUGAGGAAUUAGUUUUGAAAGCAGGCAAAGUAAUAAAAAGUGCCAUCAAUUUAAAUAAAAAUGUAAAAAGUAAAGGAAUUGAUUGGGAUCUUGUUACAGAAUAUGAUCGAAAGAUAGAAAAUAAUUUACAGAAAGAAUUAUUAAAUAAAUAUCCGAAUCACAGAUUUAUUGGUGAAGAAACGACUGCAGAAAAAAAUUGUUUACCAAAAUUAACCGAUGAACCAACAUGGAUUAUAGAUCCUAUAGAUGGUACAACAAAUUUUGUUCAUCAGUUUCCACACACGUGCAUUUCUUUAGCAUUAAUAAUAAAUAAAUCAAUAGAAAUUGGAAUAGUCUAUAAUCCUUUGAUGAUGCAAUUUUUCUCUGCAAAAAGACAGAAAGGAGCUUUCUUAAAUGGUCAUCGUAUAAAGACAUCAAAAAUAACAGAUUUAUCUGAAUCAUUGAUAGCAAUGGAACCAUGGAUUGCCAAAAAUCCAAAUUAUUUAGUUAAUAUAUAUACUAGAAUGCAUGCUUUAAUUCAAAGAACUCAUGGAAUAAGAUCAUUGGGCACAGCUGCACUUACAUUGUGUUAUGUUGCAAUGGGUGCAAUUGAAGCAUAUCAUGUUGAAAGUAUAGAUGCUUGGGAUGUUGCUGCAGGAAAAUUAAUAAUAGAAGAAGCAGGAGGCACGGUAAUAGAUACUGAAGGUGGAGAAUUAGAUUUAAUAACACCAAGAGUUAUAGCAGCUUGCAAUCAUCAAAUUGCUGAUCAAUUGGUUAAUCUUUUCAAAACCGCUGAUUUAAAAACUAUCAUUAAAAAUUUUAAAUAAAUCUUUUUAAGUUAUAGUAAAUAUGUGAUAUUCAGAUCAUUAUCAAAUAAUUUUUCAGAAUUUCUUUGAAAUAUAUAGGUACAAUAUAAAUAGA
Apis cerana (Asiatic honeybee) is the source of this 1058-nucleotide messenger RNA. RefSeq lists its product as uncharacterized. The record is from RefSeq and is a predicted model, not a curated record. Gene Ontology annotation, biological process: inositol metabolic process; signal transduction; phosphatidylinositol phosphate biosynthetic process. NCBI's taxonomy places the organism in Eukaryota, Metazoa, Arthropoda, Insecta, Hymenoptera, Apidae. Gene Ontology annotation, molecular function: inositol monophosphate 1-phosphatase activity.